CAAGAAGGACAAGAAGAACAAGAAGGACAAGAAGAACAAGAAGAACAAGAAGAACAAGAAGAACAAGAAGAACAAGAAGAACAAGAAGAACAAGAAGAACAAGAAGAACAAGAAGAACAAGAAGAACAAGAAGAACAAGAAGAACAAGAAGAACAAGAAGAACAAGAAGAUCAACAAGAACAAGAAGAAGAUCAACAAGAACAACAAGAUCAAGAGGAACAAAAAGAAAAAGAAAAAAAACAAGAUUAAGACAAGAUCAAGACAAGAAAGAAAAGAAAGAUAAAUCAAAACAUAAAUGAAUGGAAAUGCAUUAGGAAUCUUUUGAAGAAAGGUUUCGUUUAUUUGGGACCUGAAACGUAUGGUUUUUGCGAAGAGUGGAAUGUGAACAAAAAUUCAAGAGUAAAUGCAAUAUUACCGUUAAGAACAAGAUUUUAUUGGUGGGGUGUUCCAACACUGCUUAAUUUUCGAAGUUUUGUACUGAGUUUAAAAACCAUUAAAACUAAAAAAAAUUAAUAAAAAUUAUAGGGCCGAAUAGACGAAACAGUUUUGUAGAUCAAUUUUCGAAAAAUAUUAUUUGACGAAAUAUUGUUAAAAAAAUACACGCAAAAAAUUUUUGGUCAAUAAUUAUUCAAUUUUUAAAUUUAUAUAAUAUUUUUGUAUACAUACACUAUACAAAAAACAAUCUGAAUUUAAUUUAUCAUAACAUCGGGGAAACAAUUUUGUGCUCUUUAAUCUUUUCAAGCAGUUUCCUUCUGUUCAUAAAAGAAAAGUUAGAAAAAAAGAACUGUAUGGGUGAAAGAUUGGCUCCAUCACAGAAGGGAAGCGUAUAAUACAGUUCUGAACGAAUUAAAAUUGACGGAUUUUGAGAACUACCGAAGCUAUUUAAGAAUGAACACGGAUAUUUUCAGGUAAUUUUGCAUAUCAAGGGUAUAUCACUGUGACAGUAUUUUAGAAACUCAUUGACAUCGUUAGGCCCAAGAUUCAAAAACAGCGAACAAUGUUGCGAUAUCCAAUUUCACCUUCACUACUAUUAGCUUAAGUCACACGUAAUUAAUUAAUUAAUCUAGUACAAUUAAUGUGUUCAAUAAAUUAAUCUGUAGUGUGAUCACGGGAGUUUUUAAAUAAUUAAUUUUCAUCUGAUGAACCCAUGUAAUGAAUGAACAAGAUUCAUUACAUGAAGUAACUAAUCUGAAUUUUCUAUUAAAUUGAAUAAAGAAAUAGUUAGCUGAAGUCACACAGAUUAAUCAUUUUCAGAUUCAUUAUACAUGUGUUGUGAAUUUACCGUAAUUUCCCAGAAUAAUCAGAUUUAGAUUAUUAAUUAAUCAGACUUAUUAAUUAAUUCGGUCGUGUGACUUAGGCUAUUUACUCUCUUUUACGUGCAUAAAAACAUUUGAAAUGAAUGAAAAUGCUGAGUGUAAGUUUCGAAAAAAAGUGAGCAGCUUGUGAUUUCCUUUGAAAUAUUAUUGUUCUGACGAAAAAUCGGUCAAAUAAAAACAAACCAAUUUGAUUUUAUUAGGUCAAUUUUUGAAUAUUGAUUUGUGUUCUUACGUCAUUUUAGUAUCAUCGUUCUAUUACUUUUUAAUGAUAUAUACACAACAAUUUUAGAUCAAAUUUAGUUCAAUAUUUUAUUUUGAGAAUUGAUAUGCAAAAUUGUUUCGUCAAUUCGGGCCUUUACUAAUUUAAAAUUAACUAAACUGUGACUUAUUUCUUCUGAUAUUUCGUUUGAAAUUGAAUAGAGUUCACUAAAGACAAUGCCAGAAUUUUGACUUAUUAUUAGAUUUUUCGACUUUUUGCACCAUAAAUGUGCCAUUAUCUAUCUAUCGUAAUUUUGAUAUUGUCCCGAAGUAUUUACUCUUUUGACAGCUUUUUAAUGACGUAAUUGCUUUUUAUAUUGACGAAUUUAAUUUCUGUAUAUUCACCUUUGAUGAAAAUUGGGAAGAUAGCAGGAAAAUAGCAAUUUUGGGCGUUUUCAUGUUGACACUAUAUAAACUUUUUAAAUCAAACUGUAGAAAGUCUACUUCAAAUAUAAUUGCUUCGGCUUUCUCAGUCCCAACUUCCAGGUACAAAUAUCCUUGGAUAUUAUAUUACGCCCUUUGGAAAAGCAAUAGUCAACAAGUAAACGUAACCAGUAUGAAAUAACCUGACGCCACUUUUAUUGUUCAUUUUCCAGUUGUUUCUUCUCAAAACUUGAUGGAAAAAAGAGGACAAGCCAGAAGUUUCUAAGUAGCAAAUAUAAAUUCUUGUUAGAGAAGGGAUGCAACGAUUAUUAUUUCUUCUUUUUAGAGUAAGAAUAAUGUAUCGACAUUUGUUGACACUUUUCUUUUUCUCACACGUACCUUUAAAGGUGGCAUGUGAGAUACUUAGAGGAAGUGGUACGUUCCGUCUCAAUGGGAUAUUUCCAAUCAAAUACGGCAAGAGAAUUAAUUAUCAGUCUGGAAUUAUGAUGGCAGAAGCAAUGAGAUAUGCAGUGGAAAAAAUUAAUAACGAAACCGACUUUUUAUCUGGUUACAAACUAGGUAUUUACAGAGUCAUAGAUAUGGGCAUGAGACGCAAAAUACGAAUGUCUGUUUUGUCGACGUUUAUGGGACACAUUCCAUUCCUAAUUGGCCCGCAUACGUCCGAAACAUCAUAUAUAACAAGCAUACUUACUGGCACUUUCCGCCAAGUUGUGGUGAGCUAUGGCGCCACAUAUAGCGACUUCGAUAAAACCGGUACAGCAUAUGGUCACAUGGUACGAACAGUGCCUUCUGAUAGAUUCAGAAUACAAGUUGUCCUUGAUGUGAUUGGCUCCUUGAAAUGGAAUUAUAUAGCUCUUAUUAAUUCUUAUGGUUACGACGGCGAAAGAGAAGCGCGCAAUUUUAUUUCGAAAUUAUCAACAAUUAAUGUUUGUUUAGCUGAACUAAUAGAUUUACCAAGUGAACCAAAACUAAAACAUUAUAUGGACGCAAUCUUGAGCCUGAAUUUGGAUCAGCGAUUAAAAGCGGUUGUAUUGUUCACGACGAUCGAUGAUUCUCGAUUUUUACUUGAAACAAUUCUAAAGUUGAAAUUAGGUGGCAGGUUUUAUCUGCUGUGUGCUUACGGUUGCACAAAUUAUAUCGAAGUCGUGAAAGGUUACGAAGAGACAGCCCUGGGUACCCUAAGCAUUGACCUACACCACCCAGAGAAUAUUGAGUUUAAAAAAUAUUUCCUAUCUCAAAACCCAUGGAACAAUCCUCAGCGGUACUUUAAAUUAUUUUGGGAGAAUCUUUUCAAUUGCACUUUAAAUAAUAAAAUUAAAAGUCGCAAACGCUUUUGCAGCAGAAGUAGUAAAUUGGGAGUUGGCCAUGGUUAUUAUCCCAUUACCCCUGUUCACACUGUCAUAGAUGCUGUCAAUUCAGUAGGUAAAGCUGUGAGAAGUUUGUUACAGUUGUUUUGUCGGCAGGAAAAUAAAAGAAGCGUGGAAAACAAAACCUGGUGCAACAUUAAUGCUACCAAACGAGAUAUAUACUCCUACACAGUGUUUACUAUCUUAAAACAAAUGGCUUAUAUAGAUGGCACUAUAAACACAAAAAAGUCUCAAUACGUGCAAUAUGAUGUACAUAGCUUCAACAAUGUAAAUGGUGCAUAUAAAAACAUUUUAAUUGGAACAUGGAAAAUCAAAAGAAAUACUAUGCUUAAAUACGCCCAAGAUGUAUUAAGGAAGAGAAUGGCCAACUUUACCAUGUUCGAUAAGGCAGUGUCUGUAAGAAACGGGACAGAAACUCAGCCAUUGGCGAUAUGCAGUGUUCCGUGUCCUAUUACGCAUAUACGGGUCAAAGAUGCAAACCCACUAAAAGCAAGAUGUUGCUGGACGUGCAAAAUAUGUCCCGUAAAUAGUAUAUCCUUAAAUGACACGUGCAAAUCUUGUCAAAAAACGGAAAUGGCUGAUCAUACAAGAAAAAAGUGCAUUUUACUGCCAGAACAUUUCAUUAACGCAAAGAGUCCGCUUUCAUUACUGUUUUUAUUACUAACAACAGCUGGCUUAUGUUUGACAGUUGUAAUCGUUGUUUUGUUUGUCAGAUUUAAUAACCAUUAUGUUAUCCGAUCCUCGGGACGAGAUCUCUGUUAUAUGAUAUUGUUAGGCAUUGGGUUGACUUUUGCAUGCCCGUUGACAUAUUUAACAAAACCUACUGUUGCUUCUUGCACCUUUAGAGGGACUUUACCUGGUUUAGCCUUUCUAAAAUGUUAUGCUCCGUUGUUUUUAAAAACCAAUCGGAUUUAUCGGAUUUUUCGGAAUGCCAAAACUUCAAUAUCCCGACCAUCUUUAAUAAGUCCACAAUCACAGCUUUUCCUCUUACUUGGAAUUGUUUUCAUACAAUUGUUACUGGCAGGAGUGUGGUUCGCGUCAAAAAUGCCGGCACCGAGUCAAGUUGUUUCUGAUAAAUCGCUUAUUACACUUCAUUGCAAAGGAGAUACUAGUUCAAUAUUACUACUACUUAAUCUUGCACUUAGUGUCAUAUUUAUGAUAGCAUGCACCAUACUGGCUUUUAAAACAAGACAUUUUCCAAAGAAUUACAACGAGGCGAAAUUUAUCGGCAUAACUUUGUAUAUAACUUGCGUAACAUGGUCUAUAUUUCUGCCAACGUACUUCCUAGCAACAGGACAAGAAGAAGCCUUCAUAAAAGAAUAUUUAAUGUGCGGAGUAUGUAUCGUCAACGGGUAUGUAACGCUGGUCGGACUUUUUGGUCAAAAGAUCAAGAUUUUAUUUUCUCCGACGUUACCUGAAUUGAACACGAAGCCUCAAAUGCUAUCCUUAAGUUAUUCAAAACAUUUACACAUAGAAAGAGAAAUCAGUUCUGCACAAGAUUAUAAAAUUGACGAAAAUAUGUUGACUCCUCCGUUGAGAAAAUCAACAACGAUUAUGACAAACGGGAACACGGGUCAACUGAAAAUCGCAAACUCAUAGUAUGUCAUGUACCAAACUCAGAUACGCCAUCAAAACCCAGAGAUCUGUUACUUCGAAUUUUAAACCUCAAACAUUCAUUUAUCUUGAGUUUUUGAUUGAGAAAAUAAAAUAAACUACAAACAGUACGUAAACAGACUGUGGCAAACUAUACACUCAACAUAUGAAGCAAUAGAGAACAUUUGUGUGAAAUAUAAGAACUAUCUUAUUUAAAAUAAUUUAAAAUAAGAUCUUUUCGUCUGUACAGUCUAGUUCCGAAACGUUCAUAAAAAACGGUAA
Messenger RNA from Hydractinia symbiolongicarpus, 5200 nucleotides. RefSeq names its product metabotropic glutamate receptor 3-like. Gene Ontology annotation, cellular component: membrane. NCBI's taxonomy places the organism in Eukaryota, Metazoa, Cnidaria, Hydrozoa, Anthoathecata, Hydractiniidae. Gene Ontology annotation, biological process: regulation of synaptic transmission, glutamatergic; G protein-coupled glutamate receptor signaling pathway. Gene Ontology annotation, molecular function: adenylate cyclase inhibiting G protein-coupled glutamate receptor activity. The transcript is spliced from 2 exons. The record is from RefSeq and is a predicted model, not a curated record. Bases 2255 to 4924 code for a protein of 889 amino acids.